AUGAAGGCAAACAUUGCAGUUCUUUGCUUUCUCGUCGCACUAGCGUACGCCAUUGUGGUCGAGGCGCAGAUGGGGCCCCCCAUUGACGAUGACGCUCUGAAUCCAAAUUGCGAAAGGCCGCCCCCUGAAUGUCUUGGAGAAUCAUUUACUGUUUACGUUUACAACAGUACAAAGGGAUGUUAUCCAGUUGGGCUUAAGGAAGAUUGUCGCAGGGUUGGGUAUUACACGACUUUAGGCGAAUGCCAACAAAAGUGUUUACCUGCACCUGGUAAGUCGAGAUGCAAGCAGUCAUGGGCCUAA
Ixodes scapularis (black-legged tick) is the source of this 300-nucleotide messenger RNA. RefSeq lists its product as uncharacterized. Bases 1 to 300 code for a protein of 99 amino acids. The transcript is spliced from 2 exons. Lineage: Eukaryota; Metazoa; Arthropoda; Arachnida; Ixodida; Ixodidae. The record is from RefSeq and is a predicted model, not a curated record.